AUGUGGUUAUUCUUCCCCACUAUAUCAGUGAGUAUCUUUUCGGGAGGUGGUUCUUCAGAAUCACUUUCUAAUGAGGCAAGAGAUUCUGCCGAACUUGAGUUAUUUGUAGUCAUCGUAAGGACAAGUGGCAUCCAAAUUAGUACAGAUCCGUUCGUUCAUUUUGGCUUCGCCUUUGGCAAUAUUUUCAAAGCGGAAGGCGGUCACGCUGAGAUAUCUUUAGUGCUAGGAGGAUACAUUAGUCAGCAAAUGUCAGCAACGGGAGGGACGUUCAAACAUACCGGCUGCCCAAAAAAUGAUAAUACUGAAACCCAAUUGAUUCACAACAAAAUGUUUGCACUCAGGAGAAAGGCAGUUCAAUCUGCCGAUCGAGUUGGAAGAGUAUCUACUCGAGUUUCGCGACGAUGGUCCUCGGCAGAACAUGGAAAGACUGGUGAUGAGGUCCAUCACUUCGCUGGAUCGAGUACAGAACAUGGGCAUCAUCAUGCUGGUCCAAAAAACGAGUCGUUUGGAGCUAGUUUCUUCGUUGUUCUCGCGGCUAUCCCCAUCUCGAUCGGAUUUUACCAAUACGCCCAACCAUCCGCCGACGGAACUCUCUCUGGCCUCACGAGGUUGAUCCACAACUAUUCGCAAUAUAAGGAGAAAUGGGCCGCAAGAAAUAACCUGCACGUUUCUAUGAUCGAGCAAGCUGCUUUCGAUCGCAACCUUUUCCAGAGUGACACAGGCAGUGCACAUAUCAACCUUAGAUUCCCCGAACAAUUCAACACUGGAUCACCAUGGAAUGUACCAGCAGGCCAUAGAGCUAGGAAUAUGGACCAGUUGGUAGCACAUUAUGAGAAAUUCAAGAAGGAAAGCGAGGAGAAGAAGCGUUUGGAGACCGAAAUAUAA
Molecule: messenger RNA, 885 nt
Organism: Sclerotinia borealis F-4128
Lineage: Eukaryota; Fungi; Ascomycota; Leotiomycetes; Helotiales; Sclerotiniaceae
Source: the annotation of a GenBank genome assembly